Haliotis rufescens (red abalone) is the source of this 1238-nucleotide messenger RNA. RefSeq lists its product as uncharacterized. The transcript is spliced from 6 exons. The record is from RefSeq and is a predicted model, not a curated record. The coding region runs from base 106 to 552 and encodes 148 amino acids. Lineage: Eukaryota; Metazoa; Mollusca; Gastropoda; Lepetellida; Haliotidae.
GACACCGAAUAUCAAGACACUUAAAGAGAUGCGCAGCAUCGCCAGGCUCAGUGUCCAUCAACAGGUACAGCUAGAAGACAAGGUAUACGUACUAUCUCCAGCAUCAUGGUGUCCAUCAAGGCUCUCGGUCUUUCAGCUCUCUGUGUAGUGCUUUACUUCAGCGUUGCUGAUGCUGCAAGCGACGGCAGCUGCGGUACAUUCUCCAAGGCAAAGUUCGACGUAUGUGUUGCCUCGUUCUCCACCGCCAACCUCCUCAACAUCGACGACCGUAAAGCUCGUAUCGCCGCCGGCAACACCACCUGUCCCACCGACAUCUUAGUGGAGAGUUGCACAGCUUUCAACGUCAUGAUUAAGUGUGUCAACGCUUUUGGUUUCCCCGAGGGCUGCGAGAUGGAGAUGGACAAGGAGCUGAAGAACCAGCAGUUCGAGUGUACCUACAAGGAAUUAGAAGCGAUCUGUCCCCUCGCUACUAAACUCGGUGGCGCCGCAAGCACUGUGGUCAGCAUUUCCCUUCUGGCAGCCUGCCUCAUCGCCGCCAUCUUUAAAUAUUAAGUUUACACAAACGACUUCUUUUAGCAGGAAGGCGCCCAGCUUUUGUAGGCCUAACCGGAACAACUAGACAAGACAAUUCUCCACCAAGACGAACACCAAUUAGACGUUAGACGAUUGAAAAAAAUCUGAAAAGGAUCUUCACACAUAAUAUUCCCACCGGUAAAGAGACCGCCUCGGUCUAUGAUUUUACCGCAGCAAACAUGUGCUAGCGCCCACUGCAUCAAACGGAGUUACCUCCCUUCCACAACGCUAACUCGUCGCAAAGCCCUCCCAAUACCAGAUAUUCUCGUACUCCGAACCUUGUCAGUGCAAUAACCAUUAGGCGACAAUUUGUAAACGUUAUAGGAUAUGUGCCUUCUCCGAACCUAUGCUAAUUUAUAAAAAAAAAUUUCUUUUGUCGUUUUUAUGAUAUUAAGGAGGAAUGUUGUUGGUUUCGCUGAGGCCCGUGUCGGCCUGUGAAGCACGUCCGAUAUCCUUGCCUCCCUCAAUACUCAUUGUAUGUAGAACAAAAAGGUAAUUGUCAAAGCUUGUAAUUUCGAUAAUGUUUGACACAUAUGGUUGUUUUCGUUUUUCCCAUUGAACUCAUACAGAAAACUCUUAUCAAAAUCCUUUUUUAUUUUUCUAAUAAUUUACAUCGUAUGUAUAUAUCUGUCUUUGAAUUUAGAUAUAAACAUAUUAACAUGUAA